AUGAAUCCAAAAGUACGCGACCUGUACAAGCGCUUCCUGUUCGUCGGACGUGACUAUCCACUAGGACUAGCUUACACACGUGAAAAAGUGAAGGAUGCCUUUUUUCAAAAUCGUAAGCUUACGGAUCCUGUGCUUAUUAAGAAAGCAAUCAAACGUGGACGCUGGAUGGUGCGUGAAAUGGUCGGCGUUAUCCAGCUUAAGAAGUACAGGACGCUUAAUAGCCGCUACACGUCUGAGGACUUGCGCGAGAAGCUGCGGGCCAUUGAAAGUCGUCGAGUACUAUAG
This is a messenger RNA of Peronospora belbahrii, 285 nucleotides long. NCBI's taxonomy places the organism in Eukaryota, Oomycota, Peronosporomycetes, Peronosporales, Peronosporaceae. The record is from the annotation of a GenBank genome assembly.